Molecule: messenger RNA, 2347 nt
Organism: Etheostoma spectabile (orangethroat darter)
Lineage: Eukaryota; Metazoa; Chordata; Actinopteri; Perciformes; Percidae
Gene: olfml3a
Product: olfactomedin-like 3a
Exons: 3
Coding region: 324-1529 (401 amino acids)
Biological process (GO): signal transduction
Source: RefSeq, a predicted model, not a curated record
AAACACCAACAUGCACACUUGCACAGAUCGGAGUGGAGCACAUUCACUUUCCGAGGACAGAGAGGAGUAAGAGGCACAAGGCUCCUCCCUGAGAGUUUGUGAAAACAUUCCAGCAAAGUGAGAGCGGUCAAAGAAUUGGAAAGCCUCACCGCGGCCUCUUACUUUCUCUCUAUCCCUCUCACCUCUUUGCAUAUGUAGUUCUACAAAGUGUUUAAACAGUAGGUUGUGUGAAGCUCUGAGGACCGUUCUGGGAGGGGAAAUCUGAAGAAGCAUCUAAAAUCGGGACAAACUAAAAAACUGAUCUGACCAUUGAUCUGCUCACAAUGAAGCCGGUGUUUGUUCUCCUUGUUUCCACCGCCUUGAGUUUCACUGGAGCCCAGCAUUACUAUCAGGGGCUAAUGGAUUAUCUGGAGAACAGGUUGUCAGCUAUUGAGGACCGUAUGCAGUUGUGGCACGAACAAUCCCAUCGCUACCACACAGAGAUGCUGGAUUUCAAAAAGCUAACUGCUGAGGCCAUGAAUGGGCUGAGGAAUGAGCACAGCGUGAUGUUCAAAGACCUGGAAGGAGCUGCAGUCCGAGUGGACCGGAUGGAGCGGGAGAUGGAUUACGUGGAAGCUCAGACUUCCCCUCGGGCCUGUGCGAGUAAAGCAGACAAGGUGGUGGAGCAGGGAGCCUGGGGGCUGGAGAGCAGAGGAGAGGAAGAGCAGGAAGAAGACUGGGAGGAGCUGCACUCCAAAGUCUCUGACUGUGUGGAUAUCAUCUCUGGCAUCAGAUCAGUCAAGAUCCUGAAGCGAGUGGGCAGUCCCAAGGGCAUGUGGACCAGAGACCCCAGGUCGUCCAAGGUUUACGUCUUUAACGAGACAUCCGGAGACAGCAUCUACCAGUUCAAUUCUGUACGAGACUUUUCCCGCUCUCCUGGCGUCGCCAGCAGCCGACAGAUCAAGCUUCCAUCUGAGUGGAGCGGUCCUGGCAGCGCUGUCUACGACGGCUAUUUGUACUACAUACAGCAGGAGGCUGAUAUGGACAUGCAGGUGGUUAAAUAUGACCUGCUGAGUGGCUCGGUGACAGACGUUGCCAUGUUCCCCGUGGAGAGCCACGCCACAGUUUACAGCCUCAACCCGGAAACUGUCGCGGACCUUGCAGCGGACGACGAAGGCCUCUGGCUCCUGUACGCCAACAGCGACAGCGAGCCCAACAUCAACCUUGCAAAGAUGGACCCCGCCACGCUCGAUAUAGAACAAAUCUGGGACACCCGGUGCCCACGGGAGAACGCGGAGGCGGCUUUCGUAGUCUGUGGGACCGUCUAUGUCGUUUACAACACCCGGCUGGCCAGCCGAUCUCGUGUCCAGUGCCUGUUUGACGUCAAUGACAUGGUGAUCAGCCAGGAGGCUCCUCUGAUCUACUUUCCCAGGAGGUACGGAGCCCACGCCAGUCUGAAAUACAACCCCGAGGAAAGACAGCUCUACGGCUGGGAUGAUGGCUACCAAAUCAUCUACAGACUGACCAUGAAGAGGAAACUGCUGGUGUGACAGCAGGGAAGAUGUGUCAUGUUGUCAAAAGGCAAUGAUAAAGAACAGAAGCAGCACAUUUACACAUGCUAUGCCAGAAGUCUUUCAGUAGCCUGCAGACUCUUCAUUCACUUUAGAUUGAGUACAGAUCAUCCAUAACAUUACACAUUACACAAACUGUUAUUUAUUCAUUUGAUCUUUUUUCCUUUUGUGUUAUAUACCAUAAAAAACAUGAAAAUGCCACUCGGUUUAUUAGAGGCUGUUGUUCGAGGCUGUUGUUCGACCAUUUGAGUCGAGAUGACGAAAUCUAAGUUCCUUUUUAGUUGUGUUGUCAUCAUACGCUGUCUAUUAUUACCACAAAAGUCACAGCCAUUUUUUGCACGAGUCUUUUAAUCAAAGAAAAGAUAAUCUUAUCACAGAACUGAUAACAUGUCACACCCCAUGGGAGGACAAAACAACAAACUCUUUCCGCUGUUGAUUUUCAGACUUGAAACAAAAGUGUCUGAUAUUUCACUUUAUUACACACUGGGUCACUCAUAUCAAGAGUCUUGAAAAUGAUCUAGGAACUCAUAACAGAUUUUUUUUGAACUAACAACUGUUGAUGUCAAUCACCGGAACAUUUUCUCAAACAUUUCUAUCAUGACGAAUACAAAAUGUUCAAUAGAAAAUUGGAAAUUCAGAGUUAUUGUAACAGUUGGAAGGGAUACAAGAUCAUAUCAAGAAACAUUACAAUAUUAGGCAAAGCUAGAAGGUUUUGAUUUAACAGGUUUCUUCUACUAUGGUAUCACCACACUGUGAGAGAAAUAUAUAUGACCGUUCUAAAGCACAUGUUUUAAACA